GAGAGGGUUCAACCAGCAGCAGUGAAUUCCUCGCUGAUAAACAGGAUGCAAGCAGAGAAGGGAAAAGAGGAGAUCGACACCCUAACGCAAUCUCUCAGUCUCAAUCUUCGCCCUUCCUCGAUUAUGUAAUCGACGUACAGUUCAGAUAAGUGGCCUCUUCUUUUUUUACACCUGUUAUGAGCGUCCAUGUGCGUCGCUAUCAGCCACUUGACCACCCGGGGUCAGGAGAGCAGCAGCUCGUUACACGGAGGGAUCCAAAGACAAAGCAGGGGAAAGGUCAGACCUUAGCCAGCUUUUUUUCCCCCUUAUAUAACUGGCCCAUUACUUUAUCAAUUGAACAGGAUCGGAAACCGAAUCACAAGAAAAAAUUCAUACAUAAUCAGCUUUAGGAACGUCACAAUUUCUAGUGAUCACCACAAAAAUAUCCAUUAGAACAACUCAUCUCUCUAUCUAUCUCUCUAUCUAUCCAUCUGCCGUUUGCCGUACGUAACGAUGAAGCAUGAAACACACUUUUGCUGUUACACAAUGGGUUUGCUGCUCCUCCGUCCGCCUGAUGUCAUCAUCCUCCUCCUCAUCCAGCUCACAGAUUUUAAUGGUUGUCUUUGGAAAAAAACACUCACAGUCACACUGCUGUUGUAUUAUUCCCUGCCCCCAACCAACACAACACAACACACACACACACACGCACACACACACACACACACACACACGCACACACACACUCAUACAUUAUCACGAGGAGGUCUGUACUAACUGACAAAGCAGACUCACUGCUGCGAGUACAGACGCUGCUAACCAGCUCAACACAUGUGGUCUGUUUGUCGUUGUCCCUUCCUACUUAUACACACCCACAGAUACGUGCACUCAUCUGCCUGGUGAAAUUGGAUUCCAUCGAGUGACUGUCUGUCUUACGUAAAGCCUAUCAAGUGGCCAUCGUAUGAUUAAAGCAAAUUUGUUGACCAUUUCGGCAGAUGUACAUGAUUCGGCCACAUGAGCAGCUUCAGGAAAUGUCAGUCGUGUUUUUAGGUCCACCACUUUGGUCCAGACUGAAAUAUCUUUAAUUUUUUACGCAUCCAAAGCCCCAAGACGAGAAAACAAAUGGCCGAGUUAAAUCUCGCGACAGCUUUUGGAUGGAUUGAUUGAAAGUCAUUUACUACAGAUGUUCACGCAAAGCUGAUGAUCAUUUUUUCCAAUGUGACCAUUUUCUGGCAAUACUAAAUGAGAAUCACACCGGGAUCAGCUGUAAUGUGACAGCGAGCUAAUGCACUAGAACCAGGAUAACAAAGAAUUUCGGCGAGAGAUUUGGGGCAUUCCACCGACAAAAUAUUACAAAAUUAGCAAAAUGCAUGUUUUAAAAAACUAUUAAGUCAACUUUUGAACAUGCCAACAAAGGCAGAGAAGAAGAAUUCAAUUCGUCCCCCGUCUGUGCCUAUUUAUACACGUUUUACACCAUAAAGAAAACUCCCUACUCUGCAUCAUGCCGUCUGUAUGCAGAUGUGUCGUCUGAAUCUUUUGCCUUAGCUAUUCUCUUGUUUAGUUCCUCUACCUGUUGAGUCACCUUGAGUUCCCCUGUGGGAAGAAAAAUAAAUGAAUAAGAUCCUCACUGGUCUCGUGAUUUAGAGCUGAUGGAGAAAACCAAGCAGGAAGCCAUUACUUCCUGUCAGUGUUGCAAAGUGCUCAAAGAUGAGAUUUUGUUUUUUUGCACCCCAGUCCUCUGUCGGCGAAAAACCUUUGUUAGGUAUAUGAUAUUAUUGCAACCUUCGUGGGACAAUCUUGGGGUCUCACGCAACUGUGCAGCAACCGUUGACUCACACCGCAGAUGAGUCAGGCUGAGGCCGUUUGCAGUGUUUUCUGAAGACACACGGGUUUUGCAACGCAGACUAAAUCAAUCAGCCGGUAGUUUGGCAAUCCCUGGUCUCGAGGCGCGACAUUCAGCAUGGAAAGUGAACUCCAAUCUGCACGGAGGAAUUUAUUCUUUCAUUUUCGUUGUACGUCCCGCCAUCUGUCCUUUGCAAUAUGGCAAACGUGUAACAGGCGGAGAUUAAAGUCCUCGGGCUGUCGCCGCCAAACUGACGAUGGGACGGCAGGCUGCUGGCGAGCUGAUCUGAACUCCGAGGGCUGAUGGAGCUCAUUGUGGACAAAAAAGGGCUUAUGAGCAUCACUAUGGCAACGGCCAACCGUAAAAAGCAACACGAGCACUUCAUCAGGGGGACGUGAUCCAAUGGCUCCCGUUGGAGAUGGUGCCCCCAACCUCCUGCAACAAGUAAAGGCAGGCCAGAGAGGCUCCUGGGAGGAGGAGGAGGAGGAGGAGGAGGGAGGGGGGAUGGAGAGCGAGAGGUGGAGAUUAUGCAGUGGGACUGUGAGAGGACAGUAGAGCAGAGAGAGAGAAAUCAUUUCUCCUCUCUCUGCCGCUCUCGUGUAAAGCUGUCUGCGCUCCAAGGACUUUUCUGAUUCUGCUUCACGGGGACUGUGUUUUUGGGGAGUUUAAGACCAACCCCAAAAAAAGAGAAGAAGAAGAAGCAGAAGAAGAGUUUCUUUCUCAUCAGCGGACUGUGAAGGAGGACAAGGCCAUGGCCUCCUGGUUCAGCUGGAGCGAGCCCUAUCACCCGAGCCCCCGGCGGGACCCGGCCGACGUGGUCACCGACACCCUGAUGCUGGAGUUCGGCUGGCAGCUGAAGGAGGCCGAGCGGCACCAGAAGGAGAGGGAGAACGAGUACCGGCGCCUCAAGACCGGGGUGGACUACAGCUGGCUGGCCACCACGCCUCGCUCCUCCUUCAGCAUCAGCACCGGGGAGCGGCUGGGCCUGGAGGACCUCUGCUCCAAGGUGCCGCCGUCCUGCUGCGGCCUGGUCAUACUCAAGUUCAGGGAGGUGUUGCAGGCCAACGAGCCCGAGGUGCAGGAGGUGUCGGGCCUGUUCCGCUCCGUCCUCAUGGAGGCCCUGGACCACAUGAAGGAGGAGCAGGAGGCGCAGCGGCUGGCCCGCCAGUGGAACAACCGGCGCGCCGUGAGCAUGUCCCUCGUGAACUUCAGGUCCCGGAUCAAGAUCAACCCCUUCGGGAGCACGGUGGGCCUCACCUCCGCCGCGGCCGACGGGACGGGGCUGGGCGACCUAAAGACGGUGUCCGAGGACGUGGAGAGGGGGACGGAGGGCGAGCAGAGGGCGUGGAGCAUGCCUGAUUUCAGAUACAAAGGAACCGGCAGCAGUAAGGUUGUUUGAUGUCGGGAGACGGUGGGAAAUACGCUGCUCCCAGGACUCUGCUCCUUCUGCAGUAUGAGACCGCUCAGCAUUUAUUCUACGUACCCUGUACGUUUUCAUCUGAAAGGACAAUGUCAGGUGUUUUUUUUUCCUUCCUCUCAGAUCUUCUGUACCUCGACAACUCUGAUUUACAGUGUCAUGGUUGCGUGAGGUUAUCACCUCUUACACCGACGCCUUUUUGUAGAUUUUUUAGCACAACAGGAGAUUAACUGUAGCCUUGUACAGAUAUUUAUCUUAUUAAAAAGGCUUUCUGUUUUUUUCUCUACAAAAUUCGGUCGAGAGUUGAAUUGAUCUUUUAUCACCGAAUGCAUGAUAUUUCUAUAUGUGUCGCUGAUAGUCUCAAAACAAAAUGAAAGAUAAUUAUCAGUGUUCACGUCAACCUCAUUGAGAGUGAGUCCUACUCUCUCCACUGGCAGCAGAGGGAGGACUCACUCUGCACAACAAUUCAUUUUCCAAGUUCAGCAGACUGAAAGCUUUCCUCCUGCGUUCAUGUGCAGCAGUUUAUUGCUGCUCCCCCCCCCGCUCAUCACAAAGCAAAAUUCAACAGUAUACGACAUGUUUACUCAUCAUCACUAUAAAGCCUCUGAGCAAUUUGAUACAGUGACUGUUUUUUGUAUUUCAGUUUUAAUAAAAUAACUGAUUUAUAACAGAA
Messenger RNA from Scophthalmus maximus (turbot), 3909 nucleotides. It is a transcript of the gene rd3, whose product is annotated as retinal degeneration 3, GUCY2D regulator. The transcript is spliced from 4 exons. The coding region runs from base 2571 to 3218 and encodes 215 amino acids. The record is from RefSeq and is a predicted model, not a curated record. Lineage: Eukaryota; Metazoa; Chordata; Actinopteri; Pleuronectiformes; Scophthalmidae.